Messenger RNA from Stomoxys calcitrans (stable fly), 3352 nucleotides. RefSeq names its product serine/threonine-protein phosphatase 6 regulatory subunit 3 (gene fmt). The transcript has 15 exons. The coding region runs from base 265 to 3210 and encodes 981 amino acids. Gene Ontology annotation, cellular component: cytosol; nucleus. The record is from RefSeq and is a predicted model, not a curated record. NCBI's taxonomy places the organism in Eukaryota, Metazoa, Arthropoda, Insecta, Diptera, Muscidae. Gene Ontology annotation, molecular function: protein phosphatase binding; protein phosphatase regulator activity.
UCCCAGUAUUGAAGUUUGCCAAGACGGAAACGUAGAAAAAAUAGUUAACCAAAGAAAUAAAACGCAGAAAACACUCUUCACUUUACAGUUUUAUUGACAAAAGAACAAUUUAUUUGUAGUCCAAUGAAAAUGUAAUUGGAAUUGUGAAUUCACCACUUACCAUUGAGUCGCAAAUUCUCGCAAAGUGCGGCUGCCACAACUACAACGUCGAAGACGUAAACGAAAGAAAAAACAAAAAGCUCACGGUUGAACAUCAUCACCAUCAUGUUUUGGGACAAGAACGAUUCACCCUCACAGAAUAUUGAGGCUCUACUGGAGAAGGAAAACGUCACAGUUGAAGAGUUUUUGGAAGAGGACGACAUCAUACAAGAAUGUAAAACUUACAAGAAAUGCAUUGUCAACUAUUUUACUCGCCCAGAUGUCAUUAAACGUAUGAUUGAAUUAAUAACCACAGAACCUGCAGAGGAUUUGCCAUUGGCCCUACGUUUUCGCCAUGCCAAUGUCGCUUGUGAAAUUUUAUUGCUCGGCCUACCGUCCUUAGAUGAGAAAUUGAUCUCCGAUGAAGAUACAUUAAAAAUGCUAUAUUCAUAUCUGGAAAAUGAACCACCGUUAAAUCCAUUGCUAGCGUCGUUUUUUAGCAAGACAUUUAGCAUGCUCUUUACCAAAAAGUCUGAUCAAGAUUGGUUUUUGUAUCAACAAUUGUGCCUAAAACUUAUGGAGUUUUUAAAAACGCAAAAUAAUUUUUUGGAUUUGAUGUGCAAGCAUUUCAGCACGCCCGUUAUACCCGAUAUCAUAGUGGAGUUGAUGCGCAAUGUUGAAGGUGCCCAAUUGAAGAGGAGUAUGUAUGAGUGGUUAAAUGAAGAAAGACUGGUUGAAAAACUUAUUGACAUUAUUGGUGAUCCUGAACAAAGCGAUAAGCACGUAAAUGUUGCUGAAUUUCUCUGUGAUCUUAUACACCAGGGACGUACUAUGCGUCAAACUGAAAAUGACACUUUUGAGCCGAUUUUUAAAGUUUCCAAUCCUAUAUUGAAAAGUAUCGAAAGUGCUACCACUUUAUUUGCCUUGUUUAAUGUGAUCCUGCAACCAAAUGCUCUCGAGAGUGCUAUUGUAUCUGGCAUUACGGUUGUACUUAAAGUUAUCAAAAUGGUUAGUGUGAUGGAUGAACGUGAUGACCGUUGGCUCUAUAUACAAGCUCGUGAGCAGAAGGUACAUGACGAAUUUUUAACGACUGUGAUGCGUGUUAUUGAACCUCAACUAAAGUCCUUUAAUGAAUUACUUAGGAACCCGCCAAAAAAAGACGAUAUCAUUACAUCAGCUGCUGUACUCUCGCCGCCAUUUGGAAUGACCCGCUUGCAAGUCUGCCGAAUUUUUACGGUAUUGCUGGAAACUAAAAAUGAGGAGAUUACCAAAGCCAUCUGUGCAACAGAUUUCUUUGAUAUUCUGCUUUCACUCUUCAAGCAAUACAGCUGGAAUAAUUUCCUUCACAGUGAAGUGGAAAAGUGUAUUCAUAUCGCGUUUAAAAGUACGAAUCUUAAAAAACCUAAACCCAAAACCGGAACUGAACCCGAAACAAUUGAAAACAUGCUAGACGAUAUAGUGGAUAUUGAAUUCAACUUUAUGAAUGAAUCAGAAGUUAAAGAGAGAGACCAAAACGGAGAGAUUCUUCCGUCCGCCAUACAAACUCAUCUUAUUGUAAAUUGUCGCCUGAUUUCAAGACUUAUAGAGUGCUGGACAUUGAACCGGGAAAAUGAAACGGAAAAGAAAGGUCGUCGUUUGGGUUAUAUGGGACAUUUGAUAAAAAUCUGCAAACAUAUUUCAGAAUGUAUAACAGAAUCGAAACAUAUCGGUGCCUUAGUUGACAGUAAUCUAAAAGACGAUACAGAACGUGAGCUAUGGAAAUCCAUAGUGGAUAGCACAGAUGGUGAACUAACGCAAGCGUUGAAAAUCCAAAGCAAACUUUUGGCAAAUUGUGAGGCCAGUGACUACGAUGUAUCGCUGGACUUCCUAACUGACAAUGACUUUUCAGAUGCUUUCAACAACCUGUGUGCUGUCACGGACUCCAUGGACACAGACUUUCUUUUUACACUUGAUUACAAUACCCAACAUGAUUCUGAUGACGAUGAUGGAGGGGACGGCAAUGAUAGUGAUGAUCAUAAUGAGAACAGCAACGACGACGAAGGUCAAGACAACCAACAAGUCACAAAUGCUCUCAAUUUGUUUCAGUUCGGUCGCAGCAACGACGAUGACGAUGAUGACGAAGAGGACAAUGGCACAUCUGGAGAUGUGCUUUCGUUCGACGCCAAGUUGAAACUGUUUACAGCGACAAGUAAUCCUUGGGACACGAAUGACGAAUUGUAUAUCUUUAAGUCUUCGCCGUCUUUGGCAUGGCCUCAGGAAGCCUCGACCACCGACAAUUUUGCCGAUUUUGAUGCUCAUUUCAGUUCCUUUGCCAACGACAUGAGUGACAGUUUAACAGGAGCUACUUCGGGGACAACGCCAGCGGCCAGUAAUGAUAACAUUGGAGAUUGUCCGACACCACGGCCGGAAGAUAGCACCGGUAAUAAUUUUACAAACGCCCCAGCUACGUCUGCAACAACUUCCGAAGAAUACGACAACAAUGCGAAUGUCGAAAAAUUGGCAUGGCCCGGCGAACUCUCAUCAUUCCAUUCAAGACAAACGUUUGUAGAUGAUUAUGAAGAUGACGACGGUAUGUGGACUAAACCCCUUGGCGGCGCAUCAGCAGAAAAUGACGUGCCUGAGGAGGAGGAGAAGGAGAAAAAAGAUGCUGAUAAAAUUACAACUUGUGAUGAUGAAGAUAACGUCGAUGGUAAAAUGGAAAACACGUCUGCGUUAACAAAUGGUCCUACUAAAAGUACAGAAGACGAACCAGUCACAGCAAUAGAUAACGAGGAAAAGAAGGCUGAAACAAAUCAAUUGAAUAGUUCAGAAAAUGAACAACCUGCACAAGAAGAUGACAACAAUACCAACAUCACAACAUCGAAAGAAGAAAAUGUUGAUAAAGAAGUGAAUGAUGUUAAUAAGGAUAUUAAUAAUGAGGAAGAGGAGUUAAUAAAUAAGCACAAAUCAAUCACAAUAGAGACAGAGAGCAAUGUUAAGGAUACAAAGGAGACAACAGCGGCUGCUGCUGUUAUCACAACGGCUUUAACAACAACAUCAACAGAUAAUUCUACAACUUUGUCUCAUACAUAAGUACGUACACACAUACAAAUCCACAUCAUAUAUAUAUAAAAAAGAAAAUUAAAUAAUUAAAUAUAUAUAUAUUUUUAUAGUUACGUCUCAUACGCUUAAAGCGAAGUAUGUGCUGCUCACUUAAAAUUACCGAAACACUAAA